Chrysochloris asiatica (Cape golden mole) is the source of this 874-nucleotide messenger RNA. It is a transcript of the gene XPA, whose product is annotated as xeroderma pigmentosum, complementation group A. The transcript is spliced from 6 exons. Gene Ontology annotation, cellular component: nucleotide-excision repair factor 1 complex. Gene Ontology annotation, molecular function: damaged DNA binding. Lineage: Eukaryota; Metazoa; Chordata; Mammalia; Afrosoricida; Chrysochloridae. The coding region runs from base 41 to 874 and encodes 277 amino acids. Gene Ontology annotation, biological process: UV-damage excision repair; base-excision repair; nucleotide-excision repair, DNA damage recognition. The record is from RefSeq and is a predicted model, not a curated record.
CGCGUGCGCGGGGCUGGAACCACUGUCAGAAGGCGUAGAGAUGGCGGCUGAGAUGGUGUCCACAGAGGAAGCGUCGCCUGAGCCAAUGACUUUGGAACAACCUGCGGAGCUGCCAGCUUCGGUGCGGGCGAGCAUCGAGCGGAAGAGACAGCAGGCACUGAUGCUGCGCCAGGCCCGGCUGGCGGCCCGGCCCUACCCGGCGACGGCGGCUGCUACUACUGGAGGCAUGGUGAAUGUGAAAGCAGCCCCAAAGGUAAUUGACACAGGAGGAGGCUUCAUUUUGGAAGAGGAAGAAGAGGAGGAACAUAAAAUUGGGAAAGUUGUUCAUCAACCAGGACCUGUUAUGGAAUUUGAUUAUACAAUAUGUGAAGAAUGUGGGAAAGAAUUUAUGGAUUCUUACCUAAUGAACCACUUUGAUUUAGCAACUUGUGAUAACUGCAGAGAUGCUGAUGAUAAACACAAACUUAUAACCAAAACAGAAGCAAAACAAGAAUACCUUCUGAAAGACUGUGACUUAGAAAAGAGAGAACCAGCCCUUAAAUUUAUUGUGAAGAAGAAUCCUCAUCGUUCCCAGUGGGGUGAUAUGAAACUCUACUUAAAAUUACAGGUUGUGAAAAGGUCUCUUGAAGUUUGGGGUAGUCAGGAAGUGUUAGAAGAAGAAAAGGAAGUUCGACAGAGAAACCGGGAAAAAAUGAAACAGAAGAAGUUUGAUAAAAAAGUGAAAGAAUUGCGGCGAACAAUAAGAAGCAGUGUAUGGAAACGGGAGACAGCUGCACAUCACCAUGAGUAUGGACCAGAAGAAAACCUAGAAGAUGACAUGUACCGAAAGAUUUGUACUCUGUGCGGCCAUGAAUUGACUUAUGAGAAAAUGUGA